AUGGCGGUAUUUGAUGUUGACAAUAUGAUUAGUCGUUUGUUAAAUGUGGGCAUGGCUGGUGGACGAUUGACAACUCAGGUUGCUGAAGAAGAACUCCAUCGAGUAUGUCAGAAAGCGAAAGAAGUGUUUAUAAGUCAAAGUAGCCUCAUCGAAGUGGAUCCACCACUUGUCGUUUGUGGUGAUAUCCAUGGCCAAUAUUCGGACCUGCUUCGUAUUUAUGAUCGACAUGGCUUUCCGCCAGAGGCUAAUUAUCUCUUCUUGGGCGAUUUUGUCGAUCGUGGAAAACAGAACAUCGAAACAAUAUGUCUUCAAUUUUGUUACAAAAUCAAAUAUCCCGAAAAUUUCUUCAUGCUUAGAGGAAAUCACGAGACACCAGCAAUUAAUCGUGUUUAUGGUUUUUUUGAAGAGUGCAAUCGCAGAUAUCAUUCCACUCGUUUAUGGAAUGCUUUUCAGGACACAUUCAAUUGGAUGCCUCUUUGUGGUUACAUUGGUGGACGAAUUUUGUGUAUGCAUGGCGGCUUAUCACCACAUUUGAAUAAUUUAGAUCAACUACGUAACUUACCACGACCAAUUGAUCCACCUAAUCCAUCUAUGGAAAUCGAUCUACUUUGGUCAGAUCCGGAUCAAUGGGUUAAAGGUUGGCAAGCGAAUACUCGUGGUGCAUCGUACACAUUCGGGCAGGAUGUUGUUGUGGACAUGUGCCAGAAGCUAGACAUAGAUCUAAUUGCACGAGCUCAUCAAGUAGUACAGGACGGAUAUGAAUUCUUUGCCAAUCGACGCCUCGUUACCAUUUUCUCAGCACCACAUUACUGUGGACAAUUCGACAAUGCUGGUGGAACGAUGUCUAUUUCUGAAGAUAUGAACUGCUCUUUCCAGAUAUUUCGACCUGCUAGCAAGGCUGUACGAAUGGCAAUGAAAGCUGCUGGCACUCUUUGA
Acanthocheilonema viteae is the source of this 936-nucleotide messenger RNA. The record is from the annotation of a GenBank genome assembly. Lineage: Eukaryota; Metazoa; Nematoda; Chromadorea; Rhabditida; Onchocercidae.